Messenger RNA from Schizophyllum commune H4-8, 375 nucleotides. RefSeq lists its product as uncharacterized. The transcript is spliced from 2 exons. Bases 1 to 375 code for a protein of 124 amino acids. The record is from RefSeq and is a predicted model, not a curated record. NCBI's taxonomy places the organism in Eukaryota, Fungi, Basidiomycota, Agaricomycetes, Agaricales, Schizophyllaceae.
AUGGACGAACGAACUCGCUUGUACAACGAGAAACUUCGCCUAUCCUCUCAGUCGUCCGCUUUGUCUACGAAAGUUCUGCCUGCAUCUCAAGCUCCGCUUUCUCCUGUUCUAUCCACCAACGCUCGUGGAAAUCGAAUCUCUGCGCCUCCCGUUUUCGUUCCUACUCUCGCGUAUCCUCCUUCGCCACCACCGUUCCUCUCCUCGCACUCUAUCUCAGGCGUUCCUCCCCUUCUGACGCCGUCUCCCGUCCUCACCCGCCACCAUUCCAGCCCUCAACAGUCUUUCACGCGCGAACGCAUCUUUCAGUACCCUCUGUCCCAUAUGGAAACCGCUUCAGACUUUUUCAGCUCCAAUGCGGCGUUGCAUUGGGCAUAA